AUGGGCGCGUCCUCAAAUACAGCCGAGCUGCUGUUGCGUGUCUGCGCAGACAUCGCAGCACAGCUCGUUGAUGCUCACGAGCGCUCAGCAUCCGUUUCGUUGAAUCAAAUCCGCACAACAACGUGCAAAAGACAUGGCUACAAUGGUGUUCCGAGGCUCACCGACAUCAUCGCUGCUGUUCCGGAAGCGUAUCGCAAAGCGCUCGUACCUGCGCUCAAGGCUAAACCUGUACGAAGUGCCUCGGGUAUCGCCGUGGUGGCCGUCAUGUGCAAGCCACAUCGCUGCCCUCAUAUCGCACUCACCGGCAACAUCUGUGUCUACUGCCCUGGUGGCCCCGACUCCGACUUUGAGUACAGCACUCAAUCUUACACCGGAUACGAGCCAACAUCCAUGCGAGCCAUUCGAGCUCGAUACGACCCCUACGAGCAAUCCAAGAACCGUGUGCAGCAGCUUCGCGAGCUUGGCCACAGCGUAGACAAGGUCGAGUACAUCAUCAUGGGUGGCACAUUCAUGUCGCUAUCCGAAACAUACCGUAAUCAGUUCAUCGCUCAACUUCACAAUGCCCUCAGCGGCUUUAAUGGCCAAGACGUAGACGAAGCGGUCAAGUACUCGGAGAGAGCACUCACCAAGUGCAUCGGCAUCACCAUUGAGACGCGCCCCGACUACUGCUUGAGGCCACAUCUAUCUCAGAUGCUCCGUUACGGCUGCACACGUCUCGAGAUUGGGGUUCAAUCCGUCUACGAGGACGUGGCGAGGGAUACCAACCGAGGACAUACCGUCAAGGCCGUGUGCGAGACGUUUCAGCUUGCCAAAGAUGCUGGCUACAAGAUCGUCGCACAUAUGAUGCCAGACCUACCCAACGUUGGCGUCGAGCGUGAUAUGGAGCAGUUCAAGGAAUACUUUGAGAAUCCGGCUUUCCGCACUGAUGGUCUCAAGCUCUAUCCUACUCUCGUCAUCCGUGGCACAGGUCUCUACGAGCUAUGGAGGACGGGUCGAUACAAGAAUUACACACCGUCGUUCUUGGUCGAUCUCGUCGCACGAAUCCUGGCGCUGGUACCACCCUGGACGCGAGUCUAUCGUGUACAGCGUGACAUUCCCAUGCCGCUCGUCUCGUCCGGUGUCGAGAACGGUAAUUUGCGAGAAUUGGCCUUGGAGCGUAUGCGCGACUUUGGUGUCACCUGUCGCGAUGUUCGAUAUCGCGAGGUCGGACUGCACGAGAUUCACACCAAGGUGCGACCAGACGAGGUCGAAUUCAUUCGUCGUGACUACACCGCCAACGGCGGUUGGGAAUCGUUCCUCGCAUACGAAGAUCCGGAAAAGGACAUCCUUAUCGCACUGUUGCGUCUGCGAAAGUGUUCGGCUGCCGGAACGUACCGACCUGAACUGAUAAAGGAUGGCCAAUGCUCGAUCGUCCGCGAGCUGCAUACGUAUGGCAGCGCAGUGCCUAUUCACUCCAGAGAUCCAACUAAGUUCCAACAUCAGGGGUUCGGUACGCUGCUUAUGGAACAGGCCGAACGCAUCGCUCGCGACGAGCAUGGAUCGCGCAAGCUGGCCGUUAUUUCGGGUGUUGGCACUCGAGACUAUUACAGGAGAUUGGGUUACGAGCUCGAGGGCCCCUACAUGGUCAAGAUGCUCGUGGACGAGCUUGGCGAGGCUGAUGCCCCCGACGUUGACAGGUUCGAAUCCGAGUUCUACUAUUGA
This is a messenger RNA of Mycosarcoma maydis (corn smut), 1701 nucleotides long. RefSeq names its product putative Elongator subunit ELP3. The record is from RefSeq and is a predicted model, not a curated record. Gene Ontology annotation, molecular function: iron-sulfur cluster binding; acyltransferase activity, transferring groups other than amino-acyl groups. Gene Ontology annotation, biological process: tRNA wobble base 5-methoxycarbonylmethyl-2-thiouridinylation. NCBI's taxonomy places the organism in Eukaryota, Fungi, Basidiomycota, Ustilaginomycetes, Ustilaginales. The transcript has a single exon. The coding region runs from base 1 to 1701 and encodes 566 amino acids. Gene Ontology annotation, cellular component: elongator holoenzyme complex; nucleus; cytoplasm.